Messenger RNA from Trichoderma aggressivum f. europaeum, 2184 nucleotides. RefSeq lists its product as uncharacterized. The record is from RefSeq and is a predicted model, not a curated record. NCBI's taxonomy places the organism in Eukaryota, Fungi, Ascomycota, Sordariomycetes, Hypocreales, Hypocreaceae. The transcript is spliced from 7 exons. Gene Ontology annotation, cellular component: plasma membrane. Gene Ontology annotation, biological process: copper ion import; iron ion transport; intracellular iron ion homeostasis. Gene Ontology annotation, molecular function: ferric-chelate reductase activity. Bases 1 to 2184 code for a protein of 727 amino acids.
AUGAGACGUUUCACUCGAGCAACCUUGUAUUUAUCGCUGCUUGCUCAUCUAUCCAACGCUCAACCCCUUUCUCCACAAGAGUCGCCUAAACUGUGCGUGAAGAGCUGCGAGAAUUCCCUCAAGUCUGUGCGAUUCAACGAUGCCGAUCCGGCAGCAUCAGCCCGUCGACAGGCGUGCCAAAGCCGCCUCGCGUUAUCAUCAGAAUAUCUGUGUCUUGAUCUGAAUUGUGGAGCGAAGACGCGCGACUCGGCGUUGCAACAUCGCAAUGCUACUUGUUACGCCUCUUUUGGGAGCCCCAUCCCGGCAUUUAAAACAGAUUACACAGAUGAAGAAAUAGCCGGACUACUGAAAGUCGGUAAGAAUGAUACGUUUGACGCUGGAAACACAUCGCAAGAGGCGGUAAUCCCGUCACCUGAGUGGUUCACUUCCUGGUUCGAUACCUUGGAUGCCGUAGAAUAUGCCCGUCGACAUCAUUAUCUCUAUGGUAUCGGAGUAAUGGUAUUCUGGGUUGCGGUGGUAUUUGUAGGCCUCGCGUACAAGGUCCACCUUGCAAUCUCUCAGCUUUAUUGCAGACAGCACAACUUUGACAAUAUCGGAAUCUGGACGGAAACAGGGUCGUGGUUCAAGCGCAACAUCACCAUUCCCGCGACGUUUGGAUACAGAUGUGCCCAAAACGUGUGGUGGGCCACGAUUCCGCCGCGCAUCCAGACAUUCACAAUUACAAUGUUUCUUAUAAUGAACAUUGUGUUCUGUAUACAUGGUUAUAGAAUCAUUGAUGAAAACCUCUAUUUUGCCACACCAGCUAAACAGGUGUUGCGCUACGUGUCAGAUCGGACAGGAAUAGUAUCUUUUGCCAAUUUCCCAUUUAUUUGGCUGUUUGGAAUGAGAAACAACGUGGCCAUGUGGCUUACUGGCUGGGAUUUUGGAACAUACAACAACUUCCACCGAUGGUGUGCCCGAAUUUCCACCAUUGAAGCCGUUGUUCAUUCCAUUCUUUAUACAGUUCUUAUUUUUAUGAACGGAGGGUGGAAUUAUUACGCAUGGUGGUUUACCAUGUGGUUUUGGAACGCCGGUCAAAUGGCCACUAUUUUUAUGUGUGCGUUAUUAAUACUUUCCGUCUAUUGGAUACGACGUCGCUUCUAUGAAGCAUUUCUCAUCAUACAUAUCGGACUCUCUAUUCUUAUCCUCUUAACAAUGCUCGGACAUGUUUCAAUAUUUAACGGAGAAUACGACGCCUUGUUUUGGGUCCCUGCAUUCAUUUGGGUUUUUGAUCGGGUAAUGAGGCUCCUACGAAUCAUCAUAUACAAUCCUGGACGUUGGUCAACUACUGCACUGGCCAGCUACAGCGACUCCGCAAACAUCAUCCGUCUGACGAUUCCCACCGAUGAUUCUCUCUACAAGAUUCGACCCGGCAAUUAUUUCUAUUUGACAGUCUUGAACGACACGCGAUUUUGGGAGAGCCAUCCAUUUACUGUUGCCUCGACCUCGGCCGAGCUUUCACAGGCAUCGGAAUACUCAGACGAAGAAGAGCCGCUUUUGACUUCACCGACGAUUGCCACAGAGAUCGAACUCGAGCGCCUGACCUCUGAAUCAAAGAAACAAUACAUGACAUUCCUUAUUAGGCCAUACGAUGGCUUCACUGAGCGUCUCAGAGAUAUGUUGGCUAAUGAACAGUCGAGCUCGAAGCCUCUUAGGGUACUGGUAGACGGACCGUAUGGCCAUACACAACAGCUUCAAGACUAUCGACAAGUUGUAUUCAUCGCUGGCGGAUCCGGAGUUGUCGUUGCUCUCUCAUACUUGAACUCUCUUUGCGACGGGAUGAAAGAGCCGAUCACAAUCGAGCUACACUGGGCUGUUCGUGAGCCUGCAUUUGUACGAGAUGUUGUUUCCAAAGAGGCCAAAAGAGCCCUUGAGACAGGCAUGUUAUCGCUGCAUCUCUACAUGUCUUCACACGUGAAUGACAUUAGCGGGAGCGAUUUACCAAGCACGGUUGAGCAACAUGUUGGUCGACCAAAUAUUCACUCAGUCGUCAUGUCGGCUGCGCGCGGUGCUCAGGGCAGUAAUUUGGCUAUUGUCGCAUGCGGGCCAGCUAAAAUGGCAGAUGACUCGAGGUUGGCAGUGGUUGAUGCAUUAAAGAAUGGGAAUCAUAAUAUAGAUUAUUAUGAGGAGAGCUUUACAUGGUAG